Messenger RNA from Cyphellophora europaea CBS 101466, 2112 nucleotides. RefSeq lists its product as uncharacterized. Gene Ontology annotation, molecular function: protein binding. The transcript has a single exon. The record is from RefSeq and is a predicted model, not a curated record. Lineage: Eukaryota; Fungi; Ascomycota; Eurotiomycetes; Chaetothyriales; Cyphellophoraceae. The coding region runs from base 1 to 2112 and encodes 703 amino acids.
AUGGAGCAGCCGCCAUCGACCCAAGAUGGCGCUGCCGUCGAGAUGAUACAGAAAACCAUGUCCUUUCCGUCCUUCCUAGGUCGGCGGUCAUUCGUGCCUCGACCAAUCUCAAAUGCUACAGACUUCUUUGACGUUGACGACGAGAGCGAUUCGGGCAAGUCACCGAAAAGCCUGGCCUCUCUCGACAAUGGCAGCGAUUCAACCCUCUCAUCACAGGGGCUGAAAACCCCACACUCAGCAGGCCUAGGAGCCUUCGAAUUCCACUUCGACGACCGGCCUGUCUCGGGACCCCAAGGCCCGCACCUCUUCCAGUCAGUACCAGAGGAGGAGUCAAAGGAGACCACACCUGAACUCCUGCCAUCCGCCAAGCCAAGAACACGGCCUGUCACCGCAUUGAACCAGGCCGUGGCCGAGCUCGAUGAGACUCAAGUCCGAAGCUGGAGGCCUGAUCAGGUCGCCGAGUGGAUGGCUGAGGCAGGCUUCGAAUCCAGCGUGAUUGACAAAUUCCUCAUCCACGACAUCAGUGGCUCGGUCCUGGUUGACCUCCAAUUCGAGGAUCUCAAGGAACUGGACAUUAGUUCCUUUGGGAAGCGCCACCGGGUCAUGAGCUCCAUACAACAGCUCCGAGACUCGGUCUUGAUCACAGAGCCCGUCCUCUCCAGAACACCUUCAAAGACAGCAAACACCAGCCCACGGCCGUCUCGGACGCUCACCCGAAGUGUUGCCCCCGAUGAGAGACAUGUCAUCGCCGAGUCAAGAUCCCGAUCUCGUCGCCGCGGGAGAAGGCUCAACGAUUCUUCUGAAGUCCACCCGGGCGAAUCUGUCUCUAUCGUCGCCAUUGAGCAACUGCUACCGAAAGUCCACAAGUGCUCCAAGGGAGACGACUGCCCCAAGUACCAGAAAUACCUCCGCAAGGUUGAGAAGAUCCGAGAGGAGUUUGCUGCCGAGGUCGAGGGCGAAGUUCCUCCGACUGAUGAGCAGAAGUCGGAGGCGAUGCCCUCCGUCAUUGGCUCAUCUGACGUCCUCGGUCCUACACCUCCUUUCAAGAUCACUGCCGAGCGGCUCAACGAGGUCGAGAUCCGCGACAACCAAGAGAAUGUCCGCCGUUUCCUACAACUCCAACACCUCGCCGGCAAUGCCAGCCACGCCCCCUCGCCACCGCCUGCAGCCUCUGCGGCUUAUGCUGCCAAGCCUACACCCAGCCUGUCCGAACACCUUCGCGGCCUGCCUAAGCUCACUAUUCCCGCCGAGAGUGGCGACAAUCCCAACUCCAGCAGGACACCGCUCCCAGAGUUCAGCAAUCCAUCUGACAUGCAAAGUCAACUGAAGGAGCGGCUUCUUAACGACCCUUAUCACUACGGCGGCGUCGCCUCCCCAGCUGACAUCUACCGUAUCGACACACCUUUCUCCGCCAACGACAUUCCCGUCACCAUGCACGCUGCCGACCCGGUCGGUGAGCGCUUCGUCUCCCAGUCCGUCCCACCAGAGAUGCGUUACGGCGGACCGCACAUAUGGACAACUUCAGGAGAACCCAUCGAGCGGAGCCAGUCCACCGCUCCCGCACCCCGCCGGCGCAUCACAAGGAACAUGUUCGAACCCAAGAUCACGCCCGUACAAGAGAACUUUCCCCUUUCACCAGCACAGAAAGACGGGCACGUGAGUACCGACAUCCUCUCGCGUGAGGGUUGGAUGCGGAAGCGACGUACCAACCGCGCAAUUCGCCACAACGAGUGGAGCGACAAUUACUUCCGCCUCUCCGGCAACCAGCUACUGAUGCUCGAGUCCGACCACCCCUCCGCGGCGCGCGACAUCCUCGAGUCCAUCGACGUCGACAACUAUGCCGUACACGCGUACAGCAUCGCCACGUCGUCCAAGCUGUCCGCCGCCUUCAAGAAGUCCAUCCUGGGAUCUGGAUACAUGACGUCGGAGCCCAGCUUCGCCUUUUCACUGAUCCCGGAUUCCGACAAGGGCAAGCGGCGCGUGUUGGAGAAGCAGGGCAACAAGGCGCACCACUUCGCCGUCAGAAACGGCAACGAGAAGGUCGAGUGGAUGCGCAGGCUGAUGUUGGCCAAAGCCGCCAGCCGCAGUGGCUCGGGCAGCUAUGAGUUCUAG